Messenger RNA from Callorhinchus milii (elephant shark), 2652 nucleotides. RefSeq names its product lateral signaling target protein 2 homolog. The transcript has 12 exons. NCBI's taxonomy places the organism in Eukaryota, Metazoa, Chordata, Chondrichthyes, Chimaeriformes, Callorhinchidae. Gene Ontology annotation, biological process: negative regulation of epidermal growth factor-activated receptor activity. Bases 573 to 2594 code for a protein of 673 amino acids. Gene Ontology annotation, cellular component: early endosome membrane. The record is from RefSeq and is a predicted model, not a curated record.
GAGGGAGUGAGGGAGCCUGACAGCCAGGGAGUGAGGGAGCCUGUGAUAAAGGGGAGAGAUUAAAUGAGUGAAUACAUUACACAAAGUUAGGGGUGAGAGAGAGAGAGUCUGUGUGAGAGAGACGGGGUGGGGGGUGAGUGAGGAGCAAUGGUCUUGAAUGAAAGUUACUACCUUAGGUGAGUGAGAAAGUGAGGAUGACUACCCUAACCAAGUAAGAGUGAGAGAAACCUUCACUCUGUGAGGAACAGCAACAGCCUAACCAAGUGAGUGAAGAUUACUACCUUAACCAAGUGAGAGAUUUGAGGAUUACCAUUUUAACUGAGUGAGUGAGGAUUACAAUCUUACCCAAGGGAACUGAGAACCUAACAGAGUGAGUGAAGAUAAGUCCUCUGGCCAGGGAGUGAGAGUGAACAGUAAUACCCUAAGAGGGAGAGAAAGCUAUACCAGGAUACCUGAGAACAGGUGUGAGAAAUGUCACCAAGUCAGACAGAGUUUACCAAAAACAAGUGAAGGAAGACCAAAGGCAUCAGACAUCAGGAUUGAAGACCCAGCUCCUUGAAGUGCCAGAGAGGAUGCUACCGAGCAUAGUGAAGAGAUGGCUCUGCAAACCUAAAAGAUCCAGUCCCCAUCCUUUGGCACAAUUCUACUUUGCUGAUAAAGAAGUCACUCAAGUACUGACUGAGCUGAACAAUGCGGACCUGCAAAACAACCCCCAGCAGUACAUAGUACACUUAAACCAUCUUCGAACCAGACAGCAACACAUGCUGCAGAUUAUUAACCAAAUCAUGGAUGAAAGGAUUCCUAAUGAGCGCCCAAAUCGAGAUUUCCACAUCAAGUUUCCAGAUGAGUUUUUACAGGACCACCUGGAAGUGCAGCUAUGGUUCGCUGCCGAGUGUUUAGUUGCUGGUUCCCUCAUUGAAAUGCAAGAAGCUGAAGCUCUUCUCCUGCGUCCACUGGCGGAGGAGAUGCUGCACAGCCUGGAGGAGGUGCGGCGAAGUCUUCGGGACCAGUGUCUGUCUGACGCCAGUGUGUAUCCCGAUCUCCUGAAAGAAGCUCUUGUUCGGUUCGAUUGUUCCUUCGCUGAGUUUGAACUAAGUUACGUGUCUGCUGUGGUGCCAAUAAAAUCUCCUGAGGAGCUCUUCCAGCAACAACAGAUUAUUGUGCUCUUCUGCGAAACAAUAGAGAGGGCCUUGAAGCUGGGCUACUUGUCUCAGGAGAUGAUUGAUAGCCUGGAGCCUGUGCUGAUGUUUACCAUCCCCCGGCUCGCUAUCAUCUGUGGACUGUUGAUUUAUCCAGAGGGACCUCUCAGCCUGCACCAACAGAAUGAUGAUAUGUCCAAACUCUUUAGCCCUUUCUAUUCCAUCCUUCAGAAAAUAAGGGACAUACUUUAUGUCCUCACCGAUGAGGAACUUUUUGUAUUGGAGAAGAGUCUGUGUGCUGCAGAGCCUGUGGAUUUCUUCAAUACACAGACAAUGUUGCCCAGUCUUUCAUCCCUUCAGAACGGCUCACUGAAUACUCGAGCCAUUGAUGGUGAGGUUUUGUCUGUCCAGUAUGCUCGUCCACAUGAUCCCCUGAAGCUAAUCAUCCACCAAGAUGGGUUGUCUUGUGCCUCCAACCUACCAAACCAAACACGUACUGAAACGACUGAUUCAUCAGACACUGCUAGCUUGAGACCCAAGAGAAGAAAUGAAGAAGAAAUGGAAAUACGAGGGCAAAUGUUUCAUCUGAGCACUGCUACUGGACGGGAUGCUGAUGAGAGUGAACUUAGUCGUGAAAGGUUCUUCAGUGAUACUCCUGAAAUGUUAUCUUUUGCCAGCACUGAUGACGUGAAUUAUUCAAAGGACAAUAGUAUGAGAGAUGAUGACUUUCAUUUGAAAGCUGAUGAUUCAGAACUUAAUGAUGAACUUGGCACAAAAGGGACAUUUGCAUCAAAUUCUUGUACGUUUCAAUCUGAGACCCUGGAUACGAGCAACUUCCCAACAAUAUAUGAACAGACUCCCACUCCCCGUUCACCAUGUUACACUUCUUAUGCUGAGGAGAUUUUAAACCGGGCAUCUGGACUUGCAUUGUUUCCUGGGGGAAAUGUGAAUAGACAGCGCAUGGACCACCCUGAUUUGCGCAUUGGGAUGAAAAGUAAUGGGAAUGAAAUGAAUAAAGGUGCCACUUGUGAAGGAGGGAUCACAAACCUAUCCCAGUCACCUGGUGAUCUGCACAGCAGAAAGUCUGACAUUGAAACCGUACCUCUGGCCACAGCUCACGAAGAAGCACUGAGAUGCAAGGUCCGGGCAAUCAAAGCCACAGCGCGGGAGAACGUCCGAUCUCGAUAUCACAGUAGCAGUGACAUGAUUCACCGCCUAUUUGUCUGUAUUUCAGGUGUAGCAGACCAGCUUCAGACCAACUUUGCUGGAGACUUGCGGCGGAUUUUAAAGGCAGUAUUUCAGAUCGCAACAUCCAGACCAGAAAUGGAGGUUGACUGGAACAGAAAGCAGAAGAGGAGAGGAGGGAUGAGGAUCCCUCGUUGGAGGAUUGCGUGCUUUGCCAACAAUCUCGUUCCCAUUCAUCCAGAGCGUCCACCUCAAACAACAAUAAACUAGAAGUGCCUCCGGAAUGGAUUACUGACUCUGCGUGCAGUCAGUGCAUGUCCUGUAAAGC